This is a messenger RNA of Vicia villosa (hairy vetch), 2529 nucleotides long. RefSeq lists its product as uncharacterized. The record is from RefSeq and is a predicted model, not a curated record. The coding region runs from base 1 to 2529 and encodes 842 amino acids. NCBI's taxonomy places the organism in Eukaryota, Viridiplantae, Streptophyta, Magnoliopsida, Fabales, Fabaceae. The transcript is spliced from 3 exons.
AUGUGGUUCAAACAUGAAGAGUUUGAUAUCUUUGUGAAGGAGGAAUGGAAGAAGUUAGUGGUUGGAGGAAGAGGUGACUAUUGCUUGGUCGAAAAGUUGAAAACUCUUAAAAACCGGUUAGCUUGGUGGAACAAGAGCGUCUAUGGGUGGAUUGAUAUCAAAAUCAAUAGUGAUGGGAGAGAGAUGCACGCUUUAGAUAACUUGUUUGUUCAUUUUGCAGGUAACGUUCCGGAUGAUGUGGUAGCAAAAAGACUUAAAGUGGCGGAGGAUUUUUGGGAUAACAUUAAUAAGAGAGAAGGCAUACUCCGCUUAAAGUCAAGACAACUUUGGCUAUCCGAAGGUGACGACAACACUCGUUACUUUCACAAUUCGCUUAAAGAUAGAAGAAGAAGGAAUGCCAUUUGCUCUAUUGACUCACCGGAGGGAAGAUUAGAAGGGGUUGAAGAAGUUAAAGAGUUCACCUUCAAGCACUUUGAGAAGUUCUUUAAAGAAGAUUGUCUUUCAAGACCGGAGCUUAGAGGGAUCAAUUUUAACUCUUUGUCUUAUGAAGAUUCAUCGGGCUUAGAGAAACCUUUUGAAGAAGAUGAAGUGAAGGAAGCUAUUUAUUCUUGCGAUGGCAACAAGAGUCCGGGGUCGGAUGGCUUCUCUUUGGAGUUCUAUAAAAGGAAUUGGUCCAUCAUAAAAGAGGAUUUUAUGAAGUGUUGCAAUGACUUAUAUCAUAAAGGUACCCUUGUUAAAUCCAUCACAUCCUCUUUCCUUGCGCUAAUUCCUAAGAAGAAGAAUCCGCAAGACUUGUUUGAAUAUCGACCCAUUUGUCUAGUGGGGAGUAUUUAUAAGAUCAUAGCAAAAAUGCUAGCGGCUAACCAAAAACUCCGCUUUAACCAAAAACUUGUUUGUUCUUGCAAUGGAAGGAUUGACCGCUUUAACCAAAAACUCCGUGGAGGAGAGCCCACUUACGACAAUCUUUGGAGUCUAAAAGUGUUGUUGAGAGGCUUUGAAUUGGUAUCCGGUUUGAAAAUCAACUUCCAUAAAAGCAACUUGUAUGGAACGGACAUUGGAGAUUGGUUUUUAAACUUGGCGACUACUUUCCUUGCGUGCAAAAAAGGUUGCUUCCCGUUUAAAUUUCUUGGUAUUUGGGUGGGUGAAGGCGCAAAUAAGAAGAAGGUGUGGCAAGAAGUGAUUGACAACUUAAAAUCAAGACUCUCUGAAUGUAAAGGUAGGAACAUCUCCAUCGGUGGGAGGGUGACUCUUAUUGGUUCCGUUCUUAAUGCCAUUCCCAUUUUUACUCUUUCGUUCUACAAAGGUCCAAGCAAAAUUAUUCAAGAUAUAAGAAGUCUUCUUAGCAACUUUUUGUGGUGUGGGAAUACUAAAUCGAGAUGUAUUCAUUGGGUGAAGUGGGAGAAUGUGUGUAAGCCUAAAGAGAAAGGAGGGUUAGGUAUUAGAGAUGUGGGAGAAAUGAACAAAGCUUUACUUCUUAAAUGGAAGUGGAGAAUCUUAAAGGAAGAUAAGGCUAUUUGGAGUAGAUUUUUACUUUUGAGAUAUCAAGAUCCCAAAACUAAAGUGUUGGCUUCUAGUAAGGAUCUUUUAUCCGGAGAUGAUUCCCGAAGAAACAUUCUCUUUUGGCAUAACUGUUGGGUGGAUGAUCAUCCGCUUCGCGUCACCUUCCCGCUUUUGUUUGCUAGAACAACCAACAAUCUUUGCACGGUGAGUGAUCUCUUCACCUUUAACCAAGGUGAAUUCACGUGGAAGUUAGAAGAUAUUUUUGAUACGGAUGCGCUAAAUCCGUCGGUUCCGAUUGCUUCUACCUACUCCACUUCCGCUUCGGCCUCGAAUAUAGGAGAUGAACUUAGGGACUUGAGGUUGAUUCUCCAACGGAUGGAGCCGGACAUUUUGGCUUUGGAUGAUUAUCAUUGGAAGCUAACUUCAAACGGAUUUUUCACGGUGUCUAGUGUCUCGCACUUGGUCUCAAACGCAAAGGAGUUAGCUUGGCCAACUUCAACUACCAAGUUGUUAGAUGUCAUUUGGAAGAAUAAAAUACCGGAAAAGAUUAAGAUUUUUGCGUGGAGAUUCUUCAUCAAUAGGUUACCUCUAAAAGAUCAAUUAGCCAUUAGAGGUGUGCCUAAUCUCUCUUCCAUUGAUUGCCUUUUUUGUUCAAACAAUCCAGAAACUUUGGAACAUCUUUUUUUCCAUUGCCAUGCUACAAAAGAGGUGUGGAGUAGAAUUCAUAGGUGGUUGGGGAACGAUUUGAAGCUUACCUUAGAGGAGUUCAAGAAUUUUGGGAGCAUCCAAGAAAAGGUGAAAAACACCAACAUUAAAGUUACUCUAAAUUCGAUUUGGAUAGCCUUAAUUUGGUGUACGUGGAAUAUGAGAAAUACAAUGAUCUUUGACGGAGGUGUUUUUAGCUUCGACGAGGUGAUAUCAAAUAUCAUGUUUUUCUCAUGGAGGUGGGCUAGCAACAAGGAACUUCCUAGUAGGAUAAAUUUUUAUGAUUGGUAUAAAUUGCCAUUACUUUGUAACAUAACUCUCUAG